AUGGAGAGGUUAAACACUUUAGAGAAAGAGCAUAAAGAUGCGUUGGAGAGAGCGGUGAGUCUAAAUAUUCCACACGCAGUGUCUGCUGCGGAAGAAGAAGAGGAAGAGCAAGAGGUAUGUAACAAUGCGGAAGCAUCUGAACCAAAGUUGAAGAAGAAGAAUUGGGAUGAAGUUGUGGAGAAGCUUUUUCAUAGAAGCAAUUCCGGAGAAUUCGUUUUUAAUGAGAACGUUGCUCCUGAAAGGUAG
This is a messenger RNA of Thlaspi arvense, 246 nucleotides long. The record is from the annotation of a GenBank genome assembly. Lineage: Eukaryota; Viridiplantae; Streptophyta; Magnoliopsida; Brassicales; Brassicaceae.